This is a messenger RNA of Calypte anna (Anna's hummingbird), 4720 nucleotides long. RefSeq names its product solute carrier family 37 member 1 (gene SLC37A1). NCBI's taxonomy places the organism in Eukaryota, Metazoa, Chordata, Aves, Apodiformes, Trochilidae. The transcript has 20 exons. Bases 385 to 1974 code for a protein of 529 amino acids. Gene Ontology annotation, biological process: phosphate ion transmembrane transport; glucose-6-phosphate transport. The record is from RefSeq and is a predicted model, not a curated record. Gene Ontology annotation, molecular function: glucose 6-phosphate:phosphate antiporter activity. Gene Ontology annotation, cellular component: endoplasmic reticulum membrane.
ACGGACCGGUCCCGUCGGGAAGCUCCCGCGGCCGGGCGCGGCUGCGGACAGCCGCCCGGCCGAUCGGCUCGGCUUGGCUCGGCUCGGCUCGGCUCGGCGCAGCGCAGGCCAGGCAGGAAGCAGGAAGCUACCGGCGGCGGGAGGCUUCUCUUAUUUGAAGAUCAGCAAUUUAAAAAAGCAGACUGAAGAAUUUGCCACGUCGUGACUGAAGGUAUAAGAAAAAACCUACAGAGAGAUCAACUCAGCAACGUAUCUUCCACAUUUGUUAACAGGCUACCUUUGCACAGCUUUGGGAGGAUUUUUACCCCACAUUCUGAAGAACAGAGAACACUGUUGCAAGUGUAUAAUUGUGUUGCCUAAAAUUUGAUACCAGCAGUAGAGUAGAUGGCUCAGCUUCCUCCCGGGAUCCGCUUUAUCACUUCAUUUUCACGAGAUCAGUGGUAUAGAGCCUUCAUUUUCUCUCUUACUUUCUUGUUGUAUGCCAGCUUCCAUUUAUCAAGGAAACCUAUUAGCAUAGUUAAGGGAGAACUGCAUAAGCAUUGUGCUGCCUUGCAUGAAGUUGAACUUAGCUCCUACAAAGAAUAUGCUGCCCAAAUUCAGCCUGUCAAAAAAACAUCUAAUGUAUCUCAGUGUGGUUGGGAGCCAUUUGAUAAGAACAACUACAAACAGUUACUGGGAGCACUGGAUUACUCGUUUCUGUGUGCAUAUGCAAUUGGAAUGUAUCUAAGUGGAAUCAUAGGAGAGCGGUUACCUAUCCGGUACUACCUGACCGUCGGGAUGCUCGCUAGCGGAUUCUUCACUGCAAUGUUUGGAUUGGGUUAUUUCUAUAAUAUACAUAGUCUGUGGUUUUACAUAAUGGCUCAGAUAGCUAAUGGCUUGGUGCAAACUACUGGCUGGCCGAGUGUCGUUACAUGUAUUGGCAACUGGUUUGGAAAAGGAAGGAGAGGUUUGAUCAUGGGAAUCUGGAAUUCACACACUUCAGUAGGAAAUAUCUUGGGAUCCUUAAUUGCUGCUUAUUGGGUGUCUACGUGCUGGGGUCUCUCCUUCGUGGUGCCUGGUGUGAUCGUUGCUGGGAUGGGGAUGGUUUGUUUCCUGUUUCUUAUUGAACAUCCUAAAGAUGUAAGUUGUUCCUGCACACCAUCCAGUAGUUCUAAAACCUUUCUCAAUGGUGCAUCUCGAUUCAGAGUCCAGACACCAACCUUAAAUGCUAAGGAAACCAGCAAGCCUCAGGAUCCAGAGAUGCAGCAUUUACUUGUUGACAGUGACAACUGCAGUGUGUCACUGAGCUCCAGCACCCUUGCAGUCACUGGGGAAGGCAGACAUGGGACAGCAGCUAUCAGCUUCCUUGGAGCCUUGCGAAUACCUGGAGUCAUAGAGUUCUCCCUUUGUCUUCUGUUUGCAAAGCUGGUGAGCUAUACUUUCCUCUUCUGGCUUCCCCUCUAUAUCACAAAUGUAGAACAUCUAGAUGCCAAAAGAGCUGGGGACCUUUCCACACUGUUUGAUGUGGGUGGAAUCUUUGGUGGAAUUUUGGCAGGCUUGAUCUCAGACAGGCUGGAGAAGAGAGCAUCAACUUGUGGAAUGAUGUUGUUGCUUGCAGCACCCACACUGUACAUGUUCUCUGCAGUCAGUAAAAUGGGCCUUGAAGCUACUGUGGUGAUGCUGCUCAUCAGUGGUGCCCUGGUGAAUGGUCCUUACGCGCUGAUCACCACUGCCGUCUCUGCCGACUUGGGUACCCAUAAAAGCCUGAAAGGGAAUGCAAGAGCCUUGUCCACGGUGACAGCGAUCAUUGACGGAACAGGAUCUGUAGGUGCGGCUUUGGGGCCUCUCUUAGCUGGGCUGAUUUCCCCAUCUGGUUGGAACAAUGUGUUUUACAUGCUCAUGGUGGCAGAUGCAUGUGCCUUGCUAUUCUUACUGCGUCUUAUUGAGAAGGAGCUUCGGUGUAACACAGAUCAUACCCUGUUUAAAGAACACUGAGUGAAGAGCCAGAUUUGGAAAAAUGACUGUGUCAGUGACAGAACUCUUCCCUGAAAAAAAACCUUCAUGGAAUGCAUUAAUCUAUAUUUAAGAGAUUUUGUUUAGUGAAGAACGUUUACUGGAAGCAAUGCAAGAAAUGCAACUAGUAAAUCCCUGAAGCUCUUAUUUUUGCACAUGAAUAAGUACCUCAGGAUGGCAACUACUCAUCAGAUGAAGAGACAGAAACUUUGGGAAGGUUUUAGCAGUGCGCCUCAACUGAGCCAAAGAGAAAUACCAAGUGCCUCUUUAUUUCUUUUCAUAGAAUGUUUUUAAUUUAAAUGCUGAACUGUGUCUUUUCCAAAAAAACAACUUGAAACUAGAGCAGGAGAAAGCUGUAGCAGUCUAGUAGCUGAAAUGUCCCAGUGUCAGUGAGAAAAGUAUAUGCUUACGUCAUCCUGCACACACCACGGGCAUCCCUUUGUAGAGGACCAUAUCAGUUGACUAUUAAGAUGCACUGCUAUUAGUAUUUUGAAUCUGCUCAGACAAUAAUAACCUCACCAUAAUAUUAGAAUUUAACUACAGUACUACUUCUAAUCCCCAAGACAACAUCCAGUCUUUUGGUAGGUAAUGAAAUGGAAUUUUCCAUUGCAGUGUUCAGCAGUUAGCAGUUUUCACAGAUUCUCUGGGUGGAUGUUAGCCUUCAGUUAGGAUUGUGCAAAAAGGAGUCGUAAGCAACACAAAGUAGAUGAUAAGUCAGAAUUUCCAGUUGAGGGCUGUAAGGAUUUUUCAGGGCCUUAUAAACCAGCUGCAAAUAUCACAUAGUUGCUCUGCUGCUGCCCUAGGCUGGGUUCAAAUGAGAGGUUGUUCCUUUGGGGUGGCAUAGGACUGUUCAGCCCUGCAGGACUGAGGAGAUGAGCUGCUUCAGCACUCACUGCCACAGUGAUCUCUGUUGUGUGCUCCCUGAUUUCAGUGCUUGGUGUGCAGAUGGAAGUCAUAAUCAGAUCAGGGCCUUAAUAACCAGAAGUCUUUCAAGUGGCUAGUUUCAAAAUACAUUUAUACCAGAAAAGAAAAAUUGCCUAGGUAGCAGGUUGUAAGAGAACAUUUCAGUAACUAGUGUUACCCAGCAAAAAAACUGUAUGCAGAACAUAAAAAUUCUAUGUACAGCUAUCUCCUUUGCAAAACAGAUGUUUCUGUGUUCUUUUUUUUUUUUUAAGAUGUACAAAGUAAAAAAGAUUUUUCUGUAUGAGGUGUUUGUACUUAGAACAUCUAGAAGGCUAGAUAAUUUAAAAUGUGAAUUAACUGUAUUAAAGCUUUAGGCAUAUGUCUUGUUCAGAACUAUGCUCUAAGUUUUGUUUGAGCAAUGCAGUAAUCUAUACACUUGAUUAAGGAAAUAGCACACUCUAAAAUAGUCCUGUAAAACAUGGAAAAAUGCCUCAUCAGCUGCUGGUGUUGUGUUCCAUGUGCUGGCACAACAGUUAAUUUCCAAGACUGUUCUGUAAUUUUUCAGCCUUUGAUCAGUUAUUUCACUGGUUUCAUUCAGCCCAUGCUUUAUGCUUGGCUUGAACAGUACAAGAAUGUGUUUGUUCAGCAAAACAGUUAAAAAUGGAGAUCCAAGGAAGACCUCAUGCCCACAAAGACUCAAGGGGAGGUACCAAAGUCCUUGCAAGUGAAUGCUGUACAUAGGCCCUGCACCUGCAGUCCCCUUGAUGAAUGGUUUUUGAGUUCACACAUUUUGAGUAAACCUGCUGAGACAAGUGGGGAUACUCAGCAUGCAUCUGUGAACCUGUGCUGCUUUGGGGCUUGAGGCUGUAGUUAAAUGGGACAGAAUUCUGCAAUUCUGCAGCAGUGUUCCUUGAAAGGAUUUCCAUCCUGGUGGCAUGGCACACUGCCCCUCUCCUGGCCAGGCUGGCUCUCUGGAGGGCUGCUGGGUGGACCAGGGGACUGCUCCAGCCUCUGAUGGGGUGGUUAAUAGUAUUGCAACCAUAAAACACCUGUUCUGGUACAGCUUCACUGGCUGUGUGAGGAGGCAGGGAUGGAAGGCUUCUUUAACUGAAGAUGUCAGUUCCUCCCCCCAAAAAAGGUAUGUACAGUUACAUACUAAUUUAUCAAAACAGCUCAAACUCUUUAACUGUGCUGUGCUCAGAUUCUGAGAGGCCGUGGGCUGAAGUAUUUGGUUAAAAUGCUCUCAGUUGUGUUUAACAGUUAGAGGUUGUAAAGAUAUUUAACUGUGUUUUGGGUUUCACAUGUUUUACUUGUAGGGACUGCUGCUGUUUAUUUAUUUAUUUAUUUAAAUAGCUUUUGCACUGCAGUGACUUGGGUACGGGGUGAUGACAAUGUUGGAGGUGCCAGGCUGAGUCCUUCCUUCCAUCAGUUGUGAGAGGGAGUUAGGAAUCGUAGUGUACAAAUGUCACAUCCAUGUUGAUGUGCAGCGUUUUGGUUCCUCACAGCUACAAAUUUGUUGGGCAACAAGAUAAAUAUUUUAUUUUUCUUUCAUAAAAACCCUAAAGGUCCCCCUGAUUGUGAAUAAAUGGUGUGUUUUAUUAGUGUCAGGUGUCAAUGCCCAUUAAUCUGGAAAUGAGCAAGACUGACAGAAUUUUUUAUGUAGAAAUGUAAGUGACCAGUAGGUAGAGCCAAAUUCUUAUGACUGUAGGGUUGGUUUGUUGAUUGGGGUUUUUUGUUUGUUUUUUUUUUAAUGAUGGUUAUUGUGAGUUUUACUCAUUUACUGUCUUGUGUUGAAUAAAAAUAGAUUCUUCUUUGAAAUGAGAAA